UAGCUUGGAUGGCACGUGUCCCCAGUAUCUGGUCUUUGAAUCAUCCUAAUUUCUUUCGCACCACCUGUUCUUGCAACCUAGCACGACAGCUUCCUUUCUCAGUACAGCGAAAAUUGGACCACGAAAAAAACUCAGAUUUAUAAGUUAGUUCGCAAUGGUGCCCGAAGACGAGGAGAUCACUGAGCCUGCCGCCUUGAUUAAAGACCUUAUAUAUCAUGGGAAAUUGGUCGAAGCCCCCUCAAAGCUCACACCUCGCAGACGAAAACCUCACGUCGAUGACAAUCAAUCAGUGGGGACUAUUUCAACAUCAUACUCCAAAGCCUAUUCUACCUUCUCAGCCCCUAACUUUGACUUCCACAUGCAUUCUCCAUCGGCAACGACCCCGACCACAUCCCGACAUCAAAGCCCCACCCGGCUGACAUCUGCACCGAAUCUAGCUAUGGAGCUUGGUCUUGUUGGAAUUGGAGAGCAUGUCAAGUCAUUGCCCUCAGGCAAGUUCACCGCAAAUUUGCCGAUUCUUUCUCGGGAUCCCCACCUGCCAGAAUCUCAAUUCUCCCGGGACGGAGUAAGUACUCCGACUGGUACCAACGCCGCGGAUAUGACACCGAUCAGCUCUCCAGAGUCCGACUCUGAUUCUGAUAUCUGUCGCUCUGAUCUUGAUCUAGAGAGAGCCGCCAACAUUGCAUUAUCUCGUUGUUUUGGGGUUUGUCUCAAUCGGCUCAGUCGUCCCGUUCGUGUCAUUGAGGCAUUCUCCAAGUUCAAAGAUCAGUGCGCCGAGAUUCUGCGAGAAGAGGAAUCAUUUUCAACUAUUGACUGGGAUGACGACGGCUUUUCUUGCUACGAUGUCGAAGUAGGCGACGCGAGCAACGGCAGUUCAGGGUAUGACGAGACCUCAAAUCGAGCUCAACAGUCAGAGUCAAGGACAAAGAAGCGACCGGCCGAAGAAGAAGGUGGCGACGAUGACCAUGACGACAUUGACCAAAAUCCUGAUCAAGACCAAGGGCCGACAAGAAGAGGGCGCAGUAAGAGACGACGGAUUGGGUGCCGAGAGGAUUACAGUUGCCCCUUCAGAAAACGCAACCCCUGCAGAUUCAAUGCUCGGGAUUUCGAUCCCUGUGCCAACAAAUCCUAUAAAGAUAUGGCGGAAUUGAAGAGACAUAUCAGCGCGGAGCAUGGGAAUCAAUCUUGCACUUACUGUGGGCAACCACGAAGGGGCGAAGACCACCCACCUGAAGAUUGUCUUCACAACCGGCAGUCGAACCCCAAUCCCGACCCUAAAGACCCAGAAGAUGGCGUGGAUAACCGCAAAGAUAAAGUUCUCAGAAGCCGUACUGCCGGCUGCAAAAUCCAAACCUGGCGUCAAUUGUGGAAUCUACUUUUUCCUGAUGAUGAAGAGGUACCAUGCCAAAGUUUUGAUCCUGUUAUCGAACACCAUGAUAUAGCCGUUAAGGGAUGCAAGAAGUUUGUCUUGAAGACUGCCAAAGAUAUCAUGGAUUUCGUACACCAAAGUCCUAGUCUUUCAGUACAGGUCCUUCAGGAGAUCAUACACAAAAGGACCAAAGAUCUUCUUCAAGGCUCCAAGUAUGCUGACUAUGAACGGUACAACAUGGAGGAAAGCAGCGAUUCCGUCCAGAUCCCAACGCCGACGAAGGGCAAGUUUGUUGUCCCGGUGAUGCACGACCAAGUCUACUCCGUAUUGGAUGAUGGUGAGUCCCCAGUUAUUAUCGCCACGCCGCAACCUUCCCCACAGGGUGUAGAUACAAUACCCAAUAGUACAUCAACAGGGUCAAAGUUUUCGUCUUCAAUCAUCCGUGAACGACCGAUUGCACCUAAAAUGGAGCAAGGCCCUCCACCAAAUGAUUCUCAGAAGGCCUGCCUAGCACCUGGGGCGUUCUUGCAAAAUGGGUCUCCCAUACAUGUAUCCUCUGGAGACCAUCAAGCCCCCAGCCUCCUGGAUCUGGAUGCUGGAAAUAUUCUCAAUUGGUCAGACAUGGACCUGAAGAACUUGGGAGGGUAUUUUUGGGAUGAUUUCGUGAAUAUGGGAGAUGUAACCGCCGAAGACCCCUGGAUGUCUUGCGUGAAACCAGAUCCAGGACCGAGUUUCCGGCCUUUUGGCGGUCCGGGCAAUGACACCUAAAGUAGACCUAGUUGUUAUUUAAUCUUUUGUCUUUCAAGUAGCUAGUCGUAGUGAAUUCAUAUUCAAGCUUUCAUAUUAACUUUCAUAACAGGCUGUCUACCA
Messenger RNA from Colletotrichum phormii, 2239 nucleotides. RefSeq lists its product as uncharacterized. Bases 155 to 2137 code for a protein of 660 amino acids. Lineage: Eukaryota; Fungi; Ascomycota; Sordariomycetes; Glomerellales; Glomerellaceae. The record is from RefSeq and is a predicted model, not a curated record. The transcript has 5 exons.